UUUCCGGUUAAAACGGCACUUGAACAUGCUGAGUGAUAUCAUGAGUCUCACUAGAUCAUAAAAUAUUAAGUAUUUAUGUAAGUAUUUGUCAUUAGUUGACCCUAUGAAUUUAUUUUCGGACACGGCGGGUUAUUCCAGGGAUAGCAGCAAUGUCCUCGUCAUGGACAGAGCGCCAGGGAUUGGUUGGUGAUCUUCGAAACAAGAGCAAAGAUGAGCUGUAUGACAUACUUAUACGCCAGGAUAAAUUGCUGAGCAAUAAGAGGUUCAUCCACACCCUUCCUGAUAAGGGGAAGAAGAUCUCUGAGUUUGCAGAGCGAGUUCGCCAGGCCCUUGCCCAUGUUGAAGAGGCGGAGAGGAAGCAGAAAGACCUGUCCACAGUCCGGACUGAUUUCCAGGCCCAGUACCAGCAGGCCCUGACCCAAAGGCAGCCUCAGCCCAGAUCCACAGCACCGGUCCUGAGUCUGCCUGAGAGGGGCCCUGGGGAAAAUAGACCACCAGAACCCAAACAUGUAGACCAGCCCAAAGAGGCUGAACUUACACCUCAGAGUACCUCAGGGAGCCAUGGCAACAGCGACGAGGUUGCCCAGCAACAGAGCCCCAAUGCCACAGAAACCAUGGAGACCACCCCAGACGGGGAACACGGCACCCCCCGAGAAGGCGAUGAGUCAAAAGGGGGCGGCCUGGCAGAGGCUCUGGCCCGGGUCUCGCUGUCAGAUCAGGCUGGGGAAAAAGCUUCCGGAAGCUCUGGCGGCAGCAGCAGCGGUGGCCUCAGAAACCCGUUCCUGGUCAGGCAGCCCCUGAAGAAGAUGCACUAUGUAGAGGUGCUGGAGAGGACGGAGAGUACGGUCUCCACUCAGAGACCCAAGUUCAAACCCAACCAGCUGCUCCCUAAAUCGGGGUCCCCCUCCCCCAUCGGGUCCCCAGGGGGUGCGUCGCCCCUCUCUGUGGAGGCUAGACGACAGAGAGACAGGAAGCACCUGGAUGACAUCACGUCCGCCAGGCUUGCACCGCUGCACUAUGAUCCCGCUAAGCUGCUCUCACUAGAGGAGGCAUCAGGGCUCAUGAGGGAACAGACACAGAGACAGAGGGAGCUAGAGGCCAGAAUGGCUGCCCAGAAGCUGUCGGAGAGCUUGAGCUCCAGCAUGAGGUCGUACCACCCGGAGGGGGGGUCACUGGGGCCGUACCGGGAGGUGCGAGACGACGGGGCCUCAGACGAGGACGACUAAUCCUGAGGCUCACUGCAGGGGGGAGAGAGAGAGAGAGAGAGUGAUGAGACUGCGAGAGGGGAAGAGAGCGACAGAGAGACAGAGUGCGAUGGAGGGAGGGAGGGAGAGAGAGAAAGUGGGAAAGAGAGAGACAGACAGACAGACAGACAGAGUAUGGGUUCUCCCCGUCACCUCUGGUCCCUCAGUCUGGGCUCAGAUUUGGGGCCCCUUCACCAGAGGGCCGCUGGGAGGUGGGGGGGCAAACUGUUCAGAGAUGCCAGGGGCCCUUAGCAACGGUCAGGGUCCCCUGGCGACGGUCGGGGAAAGGCGCAGUAGAAGGGGGCAGCAGGGGUAAGAGAGUCCCAGGAGACAAGCUAAGUGGCAUUGAGUUGUCAUUCCUGACAGCGUCAUGCUUUAAUAGGAGGAGAAGGCCGCUCUCACCCCCACAGACCCCACUGUGUGUGUGUGUGUGUGUGUGUGUGUGUGUGUGUGUGUGUGUGUGUGUGUGUGUGUGUGUGUGUGUGUGUGUGUGUGUGUGUGUGUGAGAGAGUUCUGAUCAGGCCCUGUUGCUAUCAGUGUAUGCUCGCCUCCUCUCCAGUUCUGAACUGAAGCCCUGGCAUUCUGACUCAUCUGGAAGGAAGGGAAAAAAUAGAAGUUAUUUUUGUAUUACUACUCUGUAACACUUUUGGAAAAUAAAAUAAAUAUAUAUAUGUUUUGCUAA
Clupea harengus (Atlantic herring) is the source of this 1926-nucleotide messenger RNA. RefSeq names its product RNA polymerase II subunit M (gene polr2m). Gene Ontology annotation, cellular component: intracellular anatomical structure; nucleus. The record is from RefSeq and is a predicted model, not a curated record. Gene Ontology annotation, biological process: intracellular signal transduction; transcription elongation by RNA polymerase II. Gene Ontology annotation, molecular function: transcription elongation factor activity. NCBI's taxonomy places the organism in Eukaryota, Metazoa, Chordata, Actinopteri, Clupeiformes, Clupeidae.